AUGCCUAAUUCUUGCUCUGCUUACAAAUGUAAAGAAAGAUACAAAAAGGAGGAAAAAGAGAACGCGGAAGUUCAGCAGUCGUUUUUCAGGUGAGUCGGAAAGUCAAAACAAUGGUUUCCGUUUUAGCACUUCCGGCGCUUAUGUUCCGCAUAUAUUAAUACUACAAAACAAUUGCAUAAACAAGUUUACAUUUAAAAUUAAAGUGUUUUAAUAGUGUCAAUGUUUUAUGGAGGUUUUUUUACGAAUAAACAUCAUCCUUCAUAUUUUUUACUUACUGAUAUAGUCACUGUCUUACGUAGAAAUACAUAUAAUAGUUGGCAGUGAACGAUACGGCAAAGAUUGAAGUAUUGAACGAUUUGGCUAUAAUAUAUUAUCGUUUCUGUACACUUUAUAAAACAGAAUCGUUUCUGUACACUUUAUAAAACAGAAUGGUUUCUUCAUUUAUAAUUUUAACAGGUUUCCUCAUCAUAAUGAAGAACUCCUGAGCGAAUGGGUUGCAGCUGUUGGGAGAAACAAUUGGUAUCCAUCAAAAACAUCAGUUCUCUGUGGAAACCAUUUUCUUGAAAAUGAUUUUGUGCUGGGUUCCUACUCAGACUCUAGUUUAAAAAAAAGUUUUUAAAAAAGGGAGCAAUUCCAAGUGUUUUCAGCAUUCCUGCUCCAUCACUGAGUAAAAAAGAGCAAACAACACAUGAAAUUCCAGCACGAAAAUGGCUGGUUGCUAGUGAAAUCGACAACAUAUCAUAGCUACUAAUUCGGCUUCGUCGGCGUCAUUUUUUAACACUAGUCGAGAGGUCCCUUCAUGUAAAGUUUUCAAGCCUGCCAUGUCGCCCUCUACAAAAAUAAAAAAAUUACAGCUACUUGUGAAGAAAAAGAACAAAAAAAUUAAGCAACUCCAACGAAAAAAUUUGCGAAAAGAGAAGACCAUUACAGGUCUGAUUACUUAGCUAAAUAAACAAAAAGUUCCUUCAAAAGAGCUCGGCGAGAAACUCGAUAAAAAUUUUGGGCAUUUAAAAUUGUACAAAAAUGAGCUAAAAAACCAUGCAAGAAAGGCUGGUUCACAUUACAGCCAAGAAAUGAAGGAAUUUGCAGUAUCUUUGCAUUUUUAUAGUGCAAAAGCUUAUAAUUUUGUACGCAAAUCACUCCGCUUGCCACAUCCGGCUACGCUUAGGUCAUGGGCAGCAGAUGUUGCUUGUGAACCAGGAUUUUUGACGGCUACAAUAAAUAGUCUUGCUGGGAAAUUUGCUUUAGAUGGCGAGUCUGAAUGUGGCCUGAUUUUGGAUGAAAUGUCCAUCCGAAAAGAAACGCUUUGGGACAGAAAAAACAACAAAUUUGUUGGGAAUAUUGAUUACGGCAAAACUCAAGGCAAAGAUCCUGAUAACAUCGCCACUAAUGUGUUAGUAAUUAUGGCUGCAGGACUUAAAAAAUCUUGGCAAAUGCCAAUUGGGUAUUUUUUAACAAAUAAAACUACUAGUGCUAUGCAGUCCCAACUAGUAUUAGAAGCCAAAAAAUUACUGUACAACAAAGCAGACAUAAUUGUUAAAUCUGUAACGUUUGAUGGGCCAACUAAAAAUAUUAGCACAGCUAAAAAACUUGGCUGUGACAUCAAAAAUUUGAAAGGGUCAUUUCCUCACCCCUGUCGACCAGAUCUAAUGGUUUAUGUUGUAUUAGAUAUUUGCCACAUGAUAAAGUUAGCACGAAAUGCUUUGGGCGAUUUAAAAAUCUUCAAAACACCCACAGGAGAAACAAUUUCAUGGGGUUUUGUUGAAGCUUUGUAUGAAAUCCAGCAACAAGACAUAUUGCACCUGGCUAACAAGUUAAAAACAAAGUAUAUCCAGUGGCACAAGCACAAAAUGAAAGUUAGUGUUGCUACCCAAACUUUAAGUGCAUCUGUGGCAGCUGCCAUAACAUUUUCCCCGAGCCAACGGCGCGAAGCGCCGUGCGAGGGUACUAAUUCCCCCCGGCUAUUUACACCCGGGGAAGGGAAGCAUUAGCGAAGUCUAAAGUUCAUCAAAUAUCGCGGGCGUGGGUCACUGUGCGUGUUUCGGUGGGUGGUCAUCCUCACUGAUCUCAUAAUAUAGCGGGCUGUAAUGAAUAGCCAACAAUGAUUGGUGCAUGACGAUUGACGACAGCGAAAUUGAUUUCAUGAUUUCUUGCAAAUAUAUUUCAUUUUUGCAAGAUUUUGUAAAUUGCAAAUGAUUUUUGAUGAAAUAAAGGCAAGAGGAUUGCUAAAAGAAGGAAGUAAAGGUGCCGACGUUAACGAAGGUAAGUUUGUUUUAAAUAUUGAUGCAUUGUUUGCUCUUAAUAUCCUGUAAUCUCGGCUGUAAUUACUUUAAAAGCCGAUCGUUGCGUAUAUAAAAUAUGAAACAAGACAGCGUAUUAUUUCAGUGUUUCUUUAAUAUUGAUUACACUUUUUAUUAUACUAAGCAAAGUUAUUUACAUGGGAGAAUUUGGAAUGAUUUUAUUUCGAACUCAAAGUUUAUCGAUAAAGGCAGUUUAGUUCUAUAUUAAAAGAAGACUUUCAAACGUUUUGCGAAGCGUUUGUGGUUGAAAUUUACCUUAAAUUGAAGCUUAUAUUGCGUAUAAUAACAUACCUACUGUAAUUACUUUAAAAGCCGAUCGUUGUGUAUAAAUAUGAAACAAGACAGCGUAUUAUUUCAGUGUUUCUUUGUUGAUUACACUUUUUUAUUAUACUAAGCAAGGUUAUUUGCAUGGGAGAAUUUGGAAUCAUUUUAUUUCGAACUCAAAGUUUAUCGAUAAAGGCAGUUUAGUUCUAUAGUAAAAGAACAAUUUUUAAAACUUUUGCGAAGCGUUUGUGGUUGAAUUUUACCUUAAAUUCAAGCUUAUUACGUAUAAUAACAUACCUAACAUAUAUAUGUUUAGGAAAUUGAUAAUUUUGUAAUUAAAGGUGAUAUUUGUAGGGGAUUUUUCAUUUGUAAAAAUAUUCUUAAAAAAUUAUUGUGUUACCAUGACAACUACUUAAAGUACUUCACGUUCGGAAAAUAAAAUGGUUUUGUCAGCAAGGCGAGGGUUUCUGCAUGCAUGUAUUUUCUAGUUACGAAAUAUUAAGGUCGAACAUUUCAUGGGCAGUAAAGCAACAAGUGAUUUCAUACUUUUGAUGAACAAUCUUUUUGAUAUUUUAAAUUCCAAAAGCAAAUUUGGAAAGCAGUAUAAGGCACCAAUUAACCUAGAAAACUAUGCAAAUAUUGAAAAGUAUUUACAAGAUGGCAUUGCAAUUUUGAAAACGCUCAAAACUCUGGAUGGAGUAGAAGUAGUUAAUGGUCCAAGGAAAACCUUUAUUCAAGGUUUUGCAAUAUCAGCGGACUCAAUCCUUGCUAUCAGUAAGAGCUUUUGCAUAGAGCCAACCUUCCGUAUAACUAUGUUCUUACAUACCGAUUUUCACAAGAUCCACUCGAAAUGUUUUUCAGUAAAAUAAGAAGCCGGUUAGGGUGGAAUAAUAAUCCCAAUGCAUUGCAAUUUAAAUAUGCAUUGAGGUCUUUGCUAUUAAGAAACAACAUUGAGUGUCCUACAACAGCAAACUGUGUGGCAACUACAGAAGAGCAAUCAGACUUACCUGACCAGUCUGACCACCAAGAUGCUCAAAUUUCUGAGAUGUUGCAAACAUCAACUGCAUGGUGGUAUGAUGUUCUAUUUUACAUAUCUGGCUACAUAGCACGAAAGUUGUUGAAGAUUAUAAAGUGCCCUGAGUGUGCUGAAACAUUAUAUCAACCAACUGAUGUAGCACACGACCAUCUCAAACUCAUUAAUAAUUCAUGAGCAAAUUAGCGAAUGAACUCACCCUAAUUCGUCACAUGAUUGAGGUUGGAUACCGCAGGAAACACGCUAACAAUCAUAUACCAUCACUGUUGUUAGAUGAAAAACGGUUUUCAUCUAAUAACUGAGAUCCAAACACAACAAUAUACUAUAAUAAUAUAUAUAAGCCAAUGAAAUGUUUUCGUUUGAGAUGUUGUGUAAACAACUCGUUUCUCGUGUUUCAUCAGGGGACCAAACACUCAAAAACAAUAAAACACUCGCGCUUCGCGCUCGUGUUUCAUACAGUUUUCUCGUGUUUGGAUCCCCUGAUGAAACACUCAAACUCGUUGUUUACAUAACAUCAAUAUCACCACAAUAUUACGCUCCUAUCCUGCAAACGUUAUGGCAAGUUGUUGGUUCCAUCCUUGUCUGUUGUAAAAGUGGUUACAACAACUGAUAUAUUGGCAAGACAAGUUCUUUGUUCCUGGACAACUCUAAGCAAAGAUAAAAAAGAGAAGAUCUGUUUAGAUGUAUGAAAAGAAACGAAAUUAAACACCUUUCAGGAUAUUCUCCAGCACUCACAACAAGGUCAUGUCCUUGAUGACAACUUAAGGGAUGAUCACAUUACUAUUUUGAUUAAGUAUAUUGCCAAUUUGUAUUUACAAUUGUUUCUGUACCAGUUUGGAAAGGUUUACACUGAACGCAUUGUUAAGGAAAAUAAGGCAUCAAAGCGACAUGCACUCACAAAGCAAAUUCUUUUCUAUAAUGAGUAAAACUUCAGGCAGAGUUCCCAAACUAGGGCUGUGUUUCACAGCAAGUUAACGCCGAGUGCUGGGCGGCGGUUAAAUAACCUGGCCACCCAGAAGUUUCAACUUUUGGUUGGGUUCAUGGUUUCCUAGAUGGAGGAAAUGCCAUCUGAAAACCAGGGAACAAUGCAAUUCAUAAAAUUUGUUAGUGUAUAUACUAUUUAAUUAAUUAUUUAACAGUUUUAUUGUUGUAAAUACAGUAAUUAAUUUAUUGAAAUAAAUGUUAGUUUGAUUGAUGGAGUACUUGUUUUACUAUUUAGCAGGCAACCUUUCAGUACAUUGAAUGCGAGAUUGAUAUGUUUCAAAACUGUUCUCCUUUAUAAAUUACAAAACUUUUGAACACGUUCCAAAAAUAUUUCAAGCCCAAGUAUUAAUACAAUACUACAAAUAUCAAUUUGCUUCAGUGUUAAAAAUUAAAUCCACACUUGGAUUUUGGGAUGAGUAUUCAAAAAGCAGGUGAGUAGCAAGACUUACCAUUUAUAAAGAUGAACUGAUCGGCUUUAAAUUGAAAGAAAUCUGAAAGCCCCAUCAGACCAAUCACCCAUACUUGCCAUGUGAGCGUGUUCAAGUUCUUCGGCGAUCAAGAGUAUCGAGUAUACAAAUCUGUCUUUUUGUUUUGAAAUUACACGUCUAUGCAACAAAAACCUUUCGUGCACACAAAUAUACAUAAAUUUCCACUAAUCUAGUAUAAAAGGUAAAUGAACAAAAGUUGUUCAUAUUGAAUAUUGACAGAAAUACAGUAUCAACCAAAACAUUGCGCGAUUUGCAAAAGGUCAUGGGGCGAGAUUAAAUUUGCCCUUAUAAAUCGGCCAUUUUGAAUAGUUAAUGUGGCAUCACUUGUUUACCUGAGAAGAGAUAGGAGCACGCAUUCUAUGUCUAUUAUUUCUAUGGCGAGCGCGCGGGGGUGCUUGGGGAGGACGCAACUGGAACCGGAGGCACCUGGGAGAAUUUGUUCGAUAAGUGACAAGAAAUUGUCGAUUUCUGAAAUUUAGUUUAGAAAUGUAGUUUUUUAAGCGUUUUUGUGCAUUUUGUGCCCAAUUUCCGUGACAAUAUGGACCAGACGGAGUAAAGACAGCCAUAUGAAGGUAAUCUUUUUCUUUAAACAUACUUAAUAGGUGCUUUUUAACCUUUAUUUGAAUUAAUAUACUGACUGACAGACUGAGUCUGUUAUAUGAGUCAUUUUUAAUAUGAUAUACCUGUGUUAUAAUAGAAUUGAUAUUAUAAACAAAAGGAUUUUAGUUAAAUAUUAUUUACAUUAUUUUAUAUGAUGUAAAUAGCGAUAUAUAUUGUUAUAUAAAUCUGUUCAGUGUUGAAUGCUGUUAUAUUUGUCUCUUUGGACUUUGGUUCAUGCAAUAACAAUGUCAAAGCUAAUUUUAUAUAAAUUGCAAUAGCAGCAAAUUGCCACAACAAAAUAUUUGCUGUAUCACCUGUAUGCGUUUUUAAAACAACUAUCAAAUCUUCUUUUGAUAGCAUCAGUAAGUUCUGAUGAUAUAUUUAAUGCAUCCUUUUCCCAACUUGAUUUUGAAGAAGGUAUUGUCUACUUAUGUAGUUUAAGUUCCUAAGUCAGCAGACAUUUGAAUGCAUCAUGCAUCACAUUUUUGGUGAUCUGAAGCAUUAUAAUAUAGUAAAUUUAUGAAUUAAUGACUAAUGAGUAAUAGAAAUGUUGUUAAUUUAUUAUGUUGUUAGAUAGUGAUGUCCCCAUUGCCACUGAAGCAGAUUAUGAGAUGGAAAACUAUGGCGAGAUUGAAAAAUCUAGCAGUUUAUCAAGUGGUCUUGAACUGACAAUUGCACCACACCAUAGCCCUAGUAGGGGGCAGUGA
Paramuricea clavata is the source of this 6376-nucleotide messenger RNA. The record is from the annotation of a GenBank genome assembly. Lineage: Eukaryota; Metazoa; Cnidaria; Anthozoa; Malacalcyonacea; Plexauridae.